Leptinotarsa decemlineata (Colorado potato beetle) is the source of this 1313-nucleotide messenger RNA. It is a transcript of the gene Phb2, whose product is annotated as Prohibitin 2. Gene Ontology annotation, cellular component: membrane; mitochondrion. Gene Ontology annotation, biological process: mitochondrion organization. Lineage: Eukaryota; Metazoa; Arthropoda; Insecta; Coleoptera; Chrysomelidae. The record is from RefSeq and is a predicted model, not a curated record.
UCAACGUGACUCACCCUGCGUCACCUCACGGACCUGUGUUUCAACUUGCGGCCGGCCUAAUAUGUUUUCUGUAGCAUUAUGCAUCUAAUGUCAGAUUGUCAAAUGUCACGUCACGUUCAUUUUUAUUGGAAAUAAGCUGCCAUUUUGAAUAUUGCACAUGUCUUAAUUGAGACUUUUAUUGGAGUUUUACAAUUUCAUAGUAAGCACUGGACUAAAAUGGCACAAAGUAAGUUAAAUGAUUUGGCCGGUAAAUUCAGCAAAGGAGGUGGCCCACCCGGUCUUGGAAUUGGACUUAAAUUACUCGCUGUUGGAGGUGCUGCAGCCUAUGGGAUUUCACAAUCUAUGUAUACAGUGGAUGGUGGACACAGGGCAAUAAUGUUCAACAGAAUAGGUGGAAUACAAAAAGAAAUUUAUACGGAAGGUUUACAUUUUCGGGUGCCUUGGUUCCAAUAUCCUAUUAUAUAUGAUAUUAGAUCACGGCCUAGAAAAAUUUCGUCACCUACUGGUUCAAAAGACCUACAAAUGGUAAAUAUCUCGCUUCGUGUAUUAUCUAGACCUAACGCUUCUCAGUUGCCCGGUAUAUAUCGUCAACUAGGAUUGGAUUAUGAUGAAAAAGUUCUUCCUUCCAUUUGUAAUGAAGUCUUGAAGUCUGUUGUAGCAAAAUUCAAUGCUGCUCAGCUCAUUACUCAAAGGCAACAGGUUUCUCUUCUGGUUAGAAGAGAGUUGGUAGAGAGAGCACAAGAUUUCAAUAUUAUUCUUGAUGAUGUUUCUAUCACAGAUUUAUCUUUUGGUAAAGAUUACACAGCUGCCGUGGAAUCUAAACAGGUAGCUCAACAAGAAGCUCAAAGAGCUGCGUUCGUGGUAGAAAAAGCUAAACAAGAAAGGCAGCAGAAAAUUGUUCAGGCUGAAGGAGAAGCUGAAGCUGCAAAAAUGUUAGGUGAGGCCAUUGGAAGAAAUCCUGGAUAUCUCAAGUUGAGAAAAAUCAGAGCUGCUCAAAACAUUUCUAGAACCAUUGCCAACUCCCAAAAUAGGGUUUAUCUCAGUGGAAAUAGUUUGAUGCUGAACAUUUCUGACAAAGAAUUUGAUGACCAGUCGAAUAAACUGAAAAGUCAAAAUGACUCCGAAACCUUGCAAAUCAAUAAUGGAAAUACAAUUCUAACAUUAUCACAAUUUGCUGCUGAUAGAGUAUCAUCAAAAAACUUCUAUUAGAUUUUAAUCUUUUCAAAAAAUAACAUACAAAGUAAAUAUAUUUUUAAUAUUUUGACUGUUUUUAUAAAUAUUAGAUUGUAGAAUAAUAAGCAAUAAUUAUUUUA